GAUGAUGGAUGGAUGGAGUCUCUGAAAGGAAAAGAGAAACGGGGGAACGAUCGAGAGGAGGCGUGGUCUAAUUUGGCCCCGCCCCGUGAAGGAGACCCACCUGAAGCGCAGAGGAGACGCAGCAGAGGACGCAGCGCUGCGGACCAGGACUCUCCGGACUUGGAGGAUUCUCUCCAGUAAAGUUCAGGCUGGAUGUUUCCAGGUUUUUUAAAACGUAGAAGAAGAAGGUGGACAAACUCUGAGCAGGAGCUCCUGAAUUUUAUUUUUUCUGACUUUUUUAGACUUCUAGACUUCCUCGAGGCAAAACUCUGGAGGUCUGGAAUCAUCUGAACUAGGAGUUUUUUAUUCUAGACUGUGAGGAAACUUUUGGGAAGAAUUUGAGAAUUUUAUUUAGAAUUGAAUCCCUCCGUGCAGAAAGAUGGCUGGGACGCAGAUGUUCAGGAUGGUCCUCUGGGCUGUUAUUUGGCUCCAGACUGCCAGUUCCCCUCCCGCCUCAGAUAAUUGUGAAGAGAAGGAGCGCAUUAGCAGCCAGCCCCCCUCCUCAUCACUCUCUUCCUCCUCUGCUUCUCCUUCUUCAUCUCCUCAUGUGGUGGAAUCACCACCACCUUCCCAGGACUUCCUGGGUCAGUUUACCCAGGUGAGCUCCUCAAACAGCGGGGAGCGUAAACACCGCCACGCCAGCGCCGUCCUGCCCUUCAUCGGCCUCACCAACAGUGCAGAGCAGAGUCGUAGCUGCUGUAAGAAUGGAGGGACCUGCAUCCUGGGCAGCUUCUGCGCAUGCCCUCGCUUCUUCACCGGGAGGAGCUGCGAGUACGACACCCGACUCAGAAACUGUGAUUUUAUCCCUCAUGGCGAGUGGGUUCAGAAAGGCUGCUCCUACUGUCGCUGUGGUUACGGGAUGCUGCACUGCUUCCCUCACGUCUUCCAGAAAGACUGCGAUGACUCAGAUGUGGAAGUGCGCUGGUAUCGUUCAUCGGCCGGAGGGAUGAUUCCCGCUGGCUGCUUCCUGUUCCUGCUGCUUCUGCUGCUCUUCUUCCUCUGAUAUCGGAGCCCAGCUUCAGCAGCACAUGUUCCUCCUCAUCAUCGACCAUCGGCGUUCGGGCCAACCGUGGGUCUGCGGGACACAUGAGAGGUUUACAGUCCACUGUUGGAGCGGGUGAUGAGUGUUUCCCAGCAGGAUUUAGGGGUGGAGCAGACGUUUGUAGGUCCGGUUGAGGCCUGGAAGCUGUUCAGCCAGCGAUUGUUGGAUUAAACAGAACUGAUCACGAUAUUUAUUUUAAUCAGCACAUCUGUGUUUGGUGAAGCCAUCUGUGUGUGUUGGGAAUGUUCUGUAAAUAAGAUUUUUAUGGAAAAUGUUUUUUUUUUUCAGGAUCUUUAAAUGUUUGCAGACUUUUUUCUUUUUUUCUCUGUGAAGAUGUUUUAACUUCAGUGUGUUUGCACAACUGAAGCUGAUAAAUAAAGUCAGCUGUUCAUCA
Molecule: messenger RNA, 1475 nt
Organism: Melanotaenia boesemani (Boeseman's rainbowfish)
Lineage: Eukaryota; Metazoa; Chordata; Actinopteri; Atheriniformes; Melanotaeniidae
Gene: tdgf1
Product: teratocarcinoma-derived growth factor 1
Exons: 7
Coding region: 419-1042 (207 amino acids)
Source: RefSeq, a predicted model, not a curated record